Microdochium trichocladiopsis is the source of this 4214-nucleotide messenger RNA. RefSeq names its product hydroxymethylglutaryl-coenzyme A reductase-domain-containing protein. Gene Ontology annotation, cellular component: endoplasmic reticulum membrane; peroxisomal membrane. Gene Ontology annotation, molecular function: protein binding; hydroxymethylglutaryl-CoA reductase (NADPH) activity. Gene Ontology annotation, biological process: coenzyme A metabolic process; ergosterol biosynthetic process; isoprenoid biosynthetic process. NCBI's taxonomy places the organism in Eukaryota, Fungi, Ascomycota, Sordariomycetes, Xylariales, Microdochiaceae. The transcript is spliced from 2 exons. The record is from RefSeq and is a predicted model, not a curated record. Bases 247 to 3786 code for a protein of 1179 amino acids.
CGCACGAUCCCUCGCCUUCCCCAGCUUCCUCAACCACAAGGACGAGCCGAGUCGGAUCCCCUCGAGGCUCGCCACCCACCUGCUCUUGCACCUCAACGUGCAUUUCCUUGUCCGAGCACUGCUUCUGGACCAUCCGCCACCCCGUCCACACGAACCUCUCGCGUGUCGGUCCUCGUCCACCAGCGCCCGCCAAUGCCUCGCUCUCUCAACUAGCCGCAACACCGUCCCAGCACUGCCAGAACCGCAAUGAUAGCCUCGUCCUUCCUGCCCUCCCGCUUCCGCGGUGAGCAGCCUUCUGGCGAGCGCCAGCCGCCCUCGAACGUCAACAAGAAGGUCACCCCUUUCCUCCACGCCGUCGCCAAGCUCGCCUGCUCCCACCCAAUCCACACGAUAUGCCUCGUCUCCCUCAUUGCCAGCACCACCUACGUCGGUGUCAUGAAGGAGAGUCUGCUCGACCUCACUCGCAAUGCCCGCAAGGCUGAGUGGUCUUCUCUCACCGAGGGCAGCCGCACCCUUCACGUUGGCCCCGAGACGUCUUGGAAGUGGCAGGCUCUCGACGACACCGCCGGCAUCGCCAAGGAUACCGACCACCUGGCCCUCGUCACCUUUGUCUUCCCCGAAUCCUCCGAAGACGGGCCAUUGAACGCCCCCGGUUCGCACAUCGUGCCUCUUCCCGAGAACCUCACCGUCUCCCACCUGCCGUCGACCUCCAACAGCCUCUCCGCAUAUUCGCAGGACAGCUCGCUCGCCUUCUCCGUCCCUUACAGCCAGGCCUCCGAAUUUCUCACUGCCACGCUCGAGAUCCCCAACGAUGACCCUACCGCCCAGUCUCGCGUGACCGAGGCCGGCAAGAAAGAACACAAGAUGUGGAUCAUGAAGGUGGCCAGGGGCGACACCAGCACCAGCCUUGUUCGUUGGGUCCAAAACGCCUGGGUCGAGUUUCUCGAUCUGCUCAAGAACGCCGAGACCCUGGACAUCAUCAUCAUGGUGCUUGGCUAUCUCUCCAUGCACUUGACCUUUGUGUCCCUUUUCUUGUCCAUGCGCAAGAUGGGCUCCAAUGUCUGGCUGGCCACGACCGUCCUCAUCUCGUCUACCUUUGCCUUCCUCUUUGGCCUCAACGUCACCCACAAACUUGGUGUCCCCAUUUCUGUUGUUCUCCUGUCAGAGGGCCUUCCUUUCCUGGUUGUCACUGUUGGCUUUGAGAAGAACAUUGUCCUCACCAAGGCUGUCCUGUCGCACGCCAUUGAGCACCGGCGUCCUGAGGACAAGAAUUCCAAGAAGCCCGCCAGUUACGCUACCAACAACAUGAUCCAGUACGCUGUCCAGCAGGCCAUCAAGGACGUUGGUUUUGAGAUUGUUCGCGACUACGCUCUCGAGAUCCUCAUUCUGAUUGUGGGUGCUGCAUCUGGCGUCCAAGGUGGUCUUCAGCAGUUUUGCUUCUUGGCCGCCUGGAUCCUGUUUUUUGACUGCCUCCUGCUCUUCACCUUCUACAUGGCAAUCUUGUGUAUCAAGCUCGAGAUCAACCGCAUCAAGCGCCACGUUGAGAUGCGCAGAGCACUCGAGGACGACGGUGUGAGCAAGCGUGUUGCCGAGAACGUCGCCAAGAGCAACGACUGGCCUCGCCAGGGUUCCAAGGACGUUGUGACUGAGCGGCUCUUUGGCGAGAACGCCCGAAGCUCCAGUGUGCCCAAGUUCAAGUUCUGGAUGGUUGUUGGUUUCUUCGCCAUCAACGCGGUCAACAUUUGCACCAUCCCUUUCCGGGCUUCUGACAGCCACUCUUUCGGUAGCGUCAGCUCCUGGGCUGGCGGCCUUGGCGCUGUCGUCAAUGCCCCUCCCUUGGAUCCCUUCAAGGUUGCCUCGAACGGUCUUGACGAGAUCCUUUUCACCGCUAGGAGCCACAGCAAACCCACGGUCGUGACCAUUCUCUCACCGAUCAAGUACGAGCUCGAGUACCCUUCGAUCCACUACGCGGUGCCCGCCAGCUCCUCUGCUGCCGGUGCCGGCCCAGAGAACCCUUACGCACCUCUCGAGGACUACGGCGUCGGCGGACGCAUGGUUGGCAGUCUUCUCAAGAGCCUUGAGGACCCCAUUCUCUCCAAGUGGAUCGUGGUUGCUCUGGCCAUGAGUGUCGCCCUCAACGGUUACCUCUUCAAUGUCGCUCGCUGGGGCAUAAAGGAUCCCAACGUCCCCUACCAGCCCAUUGACCGUAAGGAGCUGGCCGCCGCGGAGAGAUUCAAUGAUACUCAAGCUGCUUCUCUCCCGAUCACUGGUGACAUUCCCACGCCCAGACGGACUAUGCCCCCAACACCUGCGGAAACGGACGACGAAGGUACUGUCGCCGUUCUUGAACCUGCCGCUCCCAACGGAACUCCCCGUGCUCCUGGCGAACUGGAGAAGAUGCUGGCCGAGAAGCGUAUCCACGAGAUGUCUGACGACGAGGUCGUCGCCCUGUCUCUGAAGGGCAAGAUCCCCGGCUACGCCCUCGAGAAGAGCCUGAAGGACUGCACCCGUGCCGUCAAGGUUCGUCGUGAGAUCAUUUCGAAGACGAAGGCCACGGCCGACCUCACCCGCUUGCUCGACCGCUCGAAGCUGCCGUACCAGAACUACAACUGGGAACAGGUGCUCGGAGCCUGCUGCGAGAACGUCAUUGGUUUUAUGCCUCUCCCUGUCGGCGUCGCCGGGCCCCUGGUCAUUGAUGGCCAGAGCUACUUCAUUCCUAUGGCCACGACUGAAGGUGUCCUGGUCGCCAGUACCAGCCGAGGCUGCAAAGCCAUCAACUCUGGUGGUGGUGCCGUGACUGUGCUCACUGCUGACGGCAUGACUCGUGGUCCUUGCAUUUCCUUCGAGACCCUCGAGCGUGCUGGUGCUGCCAAGAUCUGGCUCGACUCCGAGGCCGGUCAGAAUGUCAUGAAGAAGGCCUUCAACUCCACCUCUCGAUUCGCUCGUCUGCAGUCGAUGAAGACUGCCAUCGCUGGUACCAACCUCUACAUCCGCUUCAAGACCACCACUGGAGACGCCAUGGGCAUGAACAUGAUUUCCAAGGGUGUCGAGCACGCAUUGAAUGUCAUGGCUAGCGAAAGCGGAUUCGACGACAUGCAGAUCAUCUCUCUUUCUGGCAACUACUGUAUCGACAAGAAGGCCGCUGCGAUCAACUGGAUUGAGGGGCGUGGCAAGGGCAUUGUUGCCGAGGCCAUUAUUCCUGGCGAUGUUGUCAAGGCCGUUCUCAAGAGCGACGUUGACAGCCUGGUCGAACUGAACAUUUCCAAGAACUUGAUUGGAUCUGCCAUGGCUGCCUCUGUGGGUGGCUUCAACGCCCAUGCUGCGAAUAUCGUGGCUGCCAUCUUCCUUGCCACUGGCCAGGAUCCUGCUCAGGUCGUAGAGAGUGCCAACUGUAUCACCAUCAUGAAGAACCUUCGCGGAUCUCUGCAGAUCUCUGUCUCCAUGCCCUCUAUCGAGGUUGGCACACUUGGUGGUGGCACUAUCCUGGAGCCUCAGAGUGCUAUGCUCGACAUGCUCGGCGUCCGCGGUUCUCACCCCACUAACCCCGGCGACAACUCCAGACGCCUGGCUCGCAUCAUUGGCGCUGCCGUCCUGGCUGGUGAGCUGUCUCUGUGCAGCGCGCUCGCCGCUGGCCACCUUGUCAAGGCGCACAUGGCCCACAACCGGUCGCAACCUCCCACUAGGAGCACGACUCCUGCGCCAAGUGGGACAGCUACGCCGGCUGGCCUUACCAUGACCCAGAAGAGCCCGGCCGCUCAUGAACGGUCGAGUGCUGGCAAGCGUUAGUCCCGUGGAGGCCAAGUCAACGGUGAUAGGAUAUGGGUAGUGCCUGGACAUAUUCGGCACCUGUCCACGCCCGCUUUUGGAUUUGUUUCAAGACCGCAUUGCAACCGGGGUGGUGCAUUUUUCGCUUACACAAAGUGCGACAAGCGAAGCGCACAAACUUGCAUUAGGUUGCGACCUACUCUGGCGUUUUUGGAGCCAUGACCGACAGCCAGGGUCGGUCAAGGGCGGGGAAGGGAGUAAUAUGGCUGGGUGACGAAAGUAAUAUGCGUCCUUGGCUCUGAUUGCCUUAAUAUCGCAGUACACGGGGCGAGAGUUUGUACACAGUACUAGCCGACGUUAGACAGACACAGACACAGCCACAGACGCACAGUCUGUGCGUGUAUAUACAAUCAUAGAGUGAAGAAAGAAAGGUUAAGAUCCAUACAUCA